Molecule: messenger RNA, 1899 nt
Organism: Nicotiana tabacum (common tobacco)
Lineage: Eukaryota; Viridiplantae; Streptophyta; Magnoliopsida; Solanales; Solanaceae
Product: cytochrome P450 734A1
Molecular function (GO): iron ion binding; heme binding; oxidoreductase activity, acting on paired donors, with incorporation or reduction of molecular oxygen
Source: RefSeq, a predicted model, not a curated record
CUGUCAUUUUCCAUCGCACAGACAAACACAUACACACGCGCACGCAGAGUGCGAGUCUUUUCGGCUCAAAGAAUCGCCAUUUUCAUGGCGGCAAUGAUCAACUUCCUUCCACUACUGUUCAUCUCCCUCUUCUUCUUCUUAAUCUUGAAACUCGUUUACGAACUCAUAUUGGUCCCUUUAAAAGUUCAAGAGCACUUCAGCAAACAAGGUAUAAAUGGACCAGCUUACAGCCCAAUCUUCAACAACACAGCAAAGAUCAGAAGAGUAAUGAUAGCAGAAGCUGAAUCAAAGUCCAGUUCCUUCACCCAUCACCACGAUGUAGUUUCUCGUGUCAUGCCGCACUACUAUAACUGGUCAACGGUUUAUGGUAAGAAUUUCCUUUACUGGUUUGGUCCUAAACCUAGGUUGGCAAUUGCUGAUCCAAAUCUCAUCAAGGAGAUUUUGGUCAACACCAGUGGUUCGUUUGAGAAAGUGAAAUAUAACCCUUUGUCGAAGAUGUUGUUUGGAGAUGGGCUUGUUGGUUUGGAGGGUGAGAAAUGGGCUAUUCACAGGAGGAUAACCAACCAGGCCUUUAACUUGGAGAGAGUCAAGGGCUGGAUUUCUGAAAUGGUUGAUAGCACAACAAAGUUCUUGGAGAAAUGGGAAGAGGUAAGAAAUGCCAGAGACCAGUUUGAGACGGACGUACACAAAGAAUUUCACAACCUUUCAGCAGACAUCAUUUCUAGGACGGCUUUUGGAAGCAGUUUUGAGGAGGGAAAGCGCAUUUUUGAAUUACAAGACAAACAAGUGAGCCUUGUUUUGGAGGCCAUACGAAGUGUCUAUAUUCCUGGAUUCAGAUUUUUACCCACCAAGAAGAACAGAAUGAGGAAUAGACUGGAGAAGGAAACUCGAGAUGCAAUAAGGAUGUUGAUAAACAAUUGCAGCAGAACAGCAAACAACUCAAAAGGCCUGCUUUCUUUGUUGAUGUAUCCACUUAAGAAUCAGGACGACAAAGAGGAGACACUGGAUAUAGAGGAGGUUAUAGACGAAUGCAAGACAUUCUACUUUGCAGGAAAGGAAACAACUGCUAAUCUUCUGACAUGGGCUUUUCUCCUGUUGGCGUUGCAUCAAGAUUGGCAAAGCAAGGCACGGGAAGAAAUCGUCCGUGCCUGCAAAAAUGGGAUCCCUACUGCAGAGAAUAUAGCUGAUAUCAAGAUCGUGAGCAUGAUAUUGAAUGAAACACUUCGACUUUAUCCACCGGCAGUGAUGUUGAUGAGGCAAACAUCCAAGAAAGUCAAGUUAGGAAACCUUGACAUUCCAGCAAAUACACAAUUCUAUUUGGCCAUGACUGCUGUCCAUCAUGACAAGGAGAUAUGGGGAGAUGAUGCCCAUGAAUUCAAUCCAUUGAGAUUUUCUGAGCCACGGAAACAUUUAGCUUCAUUUUUUCCAUUUGGAUUAGGCCCCAGAAUCUGUGUGGGCCAAAACUUAGCACUUGUUGAAGCUAAAGUCGUCCUGGCUAUGAUCAUUCGGCAAUACUCUUUCUGCAUCUCCCCAUCAUAUAUUCAUGCCCCAAUACAGGGUAUGACAUUACAGCCUCAAUAUGGCGCGCAAAUAAUCUUUAGCAAGAUUUCUUAUUGAGUAUUUGCUGGAGAAAUGCGCAGUCUUGUCUUGAACAAACUCCAGAAAUAAAUGUUUGCUAAAGAGUAGCUAUGCUGACUCUUUUUUUUCUGUUGUGCAUGAGAGCACUAUAAACUCACAGGACAUCAUGACAAAAAAGAAAAAGAGUGUAUAUUUUUCGUUUACUGUGGAUGUAUAUAUUUUUCUUAUACACCAUUGACUCAUAUAGUCAGUAUCUACACUUUGUAAAUUAGCAGUACGUUUUUCACGAAAUGACAGAGAAAUAGGGUGAUUGCACUGAAA